AUGAGGAUCAGUCUCCGCACCGCAUCUCGACGAAAUCACGCCCGCAGUCCUCAUUGUACAAUUCACUCGCAGCCACCCACCCACCCACCCGAGCCACUUGUAUGCAUAAGCUCUGCCUUCUACUCGCAGUCCCCGGCACCUUUUUUCGGUGAAAGUGCCGAAUCGAUCGCCAGCGGCAACCCGGUAACUGCUUCACGCAGUGACGACACGACAUCCAACUCGCCGAUUCGUUUGCAGUCCCAGGGCUCGCCUGUGGGCAUGACCGCGUCGACUACUCAUCGCAGUGUGGGGUCGAAAGACUGGAUAGCUCCUUCAUCAAACCACAAAGGAGAGCGCACAGAGGAGCGAGCGAUGGGAAUGGAUGCGCUGGUUAAGCUUUAUAAUUACGUCAACGACCUGAAGCUCAAUCAGGACACGUACCUCUAUCGGAAGCUGGAAGAAUGGUUCAAGCGUCCAGUCCACCCUACUGAUGUGGCAGAAAACCUGAGGCCUUGCUAG
Molecule: messenger RNA, 498 nt
Organism: Peronospora matthiolae
Lineage: Eukaryota; Oomycota; Peronosporomycetes; Peronosporales; Peronosporaceae
Source: the annotation of a GenBank genome assembly